AGCGGCUAUUUGAGACGGGGAAAGGGCCACAUGCUGCCGCGCACCAGGACCAUGCAGAGCUCCAGGCUGCUCAGCGGGGCGCUCCUCUGCGCACUGAUGCUGCUCUCCAGCGCUGCCGGAGCCGAAGUGCUGGACACCGAGUCCGAGGAGGAGCUGAGCCCCAGAGCCCUGAGGGACUUCUACCCGAAAGGUCCGAACCUGACCAGUGAGAAGCAGCUGCUCGGAGCUCUCCAAGAAGUUCUUGAAAAGCUGCAGGCUAAACGACUGCCUCUGUGGGAAAAGAAAUUUGGCCAAGUCCCGACGUGUGAUGUCGGGGAGCAGUGCGCCGUGAGAAAAGGCGCUCGGAUCGGGAAGAUGUGCGACUGUCCCCGGGGAGCUUUCUGUAACUUUUUCCUGCUGAAGUGCUUAUGA
Messenger RNA from Toxotes jaculatrix (banded archerfish), 411 nucleotides. It is a transcript of the gene cart3, whose product is annotated as cocaine- and amphetamine-regulated transcript protein. The record is from RefSeq and is a predicted model, not a curated record. Bases 31 to 411 code for a protein of 126 amino acids. Gene Ontology annotation, biological process: positive regulation of MAPK cascade; G protein-coupled receptor signaling pathway; adult feeding behavior. NCBI's taxonomy places the organism in Eukaryota, Metazoa, Chordata, Actinopteri, Toxotidae. Gene Ontology annotation, molecular function: neuropeptide hormone activity. The transcript is spliced from 3 exons.